Molecule: messenger RNA, 1526 nt
Organism: Hippopotamus amphibius kiboko
Lineage: Eukaryota; Metazoa; Chordata; Mammalia; Artiodactyla; Hippopotamidae
Product: cysteine-rich secretory protein 3-like
Exons: 8
Coding region: 39-776 (245 amino acids)
Cellular component (GO): extracellular region
Source: RefSeq, a predicted model, not a curated record
UAAAGCAGAUAACCUCAUCCUGCCCUGAGGACAACACAAUGGCCUUAUUCACGGGGGUUUUGUUCCUGGCUGCUGUGUGGCUUCCGCUCUUUCCUGCAAAUGGACAGGAUCCAAAGUUUGGUGCUUUGUCAACCACCCUCCAAAAGGUCCAAAGUGAGAUUGUAAACAAACACAAUGACCUGAGGAGACGAGUCUCUCCACCUGCCAGCAACAUGCUGAAGAUGCAAUGGGACAGCAAGGCAGCAGCAAAUGCCAAAAAGUGGGCAAACAAGUGCCUUCUCAAACACAGCAAGCCAGAGGAUAGAACAGUAGGUACCAGGCGCUGUGGCGAGAAUCUCUUUAUGUCAAGUCGCCCUCUUUCAUGGUCAGAAGCAACCCAAAGCUGGUAUGAUGAGGUCCGUGAUUUUACUUUUGCUGUAGGGCCAAAGAGGCCUAGAGCAAUAGUCGGACAUUAUACCCAGCUUGUUUGGUACUCAUCUUACCGUAUCGGAUGUGCAGUUGCCUACUGUCCCAAUCAACAGAAACUAAAAUACUUCUACGUUUGCCAGUAUUGUCCUGCUGGUAAUAUUGUUGGCAGAGAACAUGUCCCUUACCAAAAAGGAACACCUUGCGGCAGCUGCCCCAAGCAUUGUGACAAAGGACUAUGCACCAAUAGUUGUGAGUAUGACGAUGCCUAUGCUAACUGUAAAUCUUUGAAGAAAACAAGGACCUGUAAUAAUAACAUUGUGAAGAACAAUUGCCAGGCUUCUUGCAAGUGUCCAGACAAAAUUUAUUAAGUGUCCAGUACAGAUGGAGCAGGGCUAUGUGGAAGACGAUCGCAUCAUCUGCUCAGAUUCGACAUUUACUAACAAGGAAAUCACAGACAGCUUAGCUAUGUAUUUGAUUCUAGACGGUAAUGAGUCCUUUUCUCCUGGAUCUGCUUUUUAUUCUACAGAAUUCCUUUUCAUACAAAAGAUUAAAAAGUCACCUAAUCUAUGAUAACAACUUUGGAUUUUGACAUUGACUUUGGUGAUGUAAAUUUAAUCUAUUGAAUCAGGUUGAAGAUUCUGAAAGCUGUAUUCUCUUCCAACGAAGAUCACUAGAAACCUGACUUGAAAUUGAGAACCAUGUAUAAAAUGAAGAAGCUACAAGGGUAUAUUGUGCAGCAUGGCGGAUAUAGUCAAUAUUCUAUACUACCUAUAGAUAGAGUAUAACCUUGAAAACUUGUGAAUCACUAUGCUGUAUACCUGAAACUUUUAUACUAUUGUCCAUCACUUAUACCUCAAAAAAGCCCAGGGAGGAGUUAGAGAGUUGUCCCAGGAAACACGGGAGCCCCACAGACUGGGAGAUGGAGCACAGGAGGCUCUGAAUUAGAACUCACUUUUCAGCUCCUUCAGGCAACACCCAGGACCAGCUGGUCUGCCAGCCUAGGGUGGUUCUCCCAGUCUCCCAUGCUCCCCCUCCUCCCCCAUCUCUCAAAACCUGGCCUGGGGCCCUUGGCUGGAGGGUAACCCUCUGCUGGGGAAGGGCUGAGUCAAAAAUAAAAA